AUGACAGAAGAAGGUGCUAAUGGCCGUCAAACGGAGGAUGAUGGCAUGAGGAAAAUUCCGUUGGCUAUUGAUCCAAACCUCAUCAGACUAAUUCCUUCGUUUGUCCCUCCAGCAAAUGAUCAAGAUGCGGAAGAGAAGAUCAGUGAGGAAGCUCAGAAAUCCAUGAGUUCUGCUCAAUCGCUAGUUAACAAUCCGUAUGAAUCAUUUGGAAGCAUGCCGUUGGACCAGUUAAUUCCUAUAAUAUUACAAAGUCGAGGAAUUGGAUCCAAAUUUGCUGAUCUUUCAGAGGACACCUUAAUGGAGGAAAUCGCAAAGGAGUCGAAUACUCAAGUAGAUACUGAUGGCGAUGUAAAUAUGGAUAACACAGAAUUUGCUUCGGACGCCGACCAACAAGCAAUAAAGCCGCAACAGAUCGAAGAUUCUUCACCAGAAGACGAAGAAUCGCACGUUACACAAGAGCAGUUUCAGCAACUCAAGCUCAACACCGCCCAAUCAUUAAACCUGGCUCUUAAUGAGUCCUCCCUGGCUCUGGAGUUUGUGUCUCUUUUACUAUCAUCGGUGAGACCUUCAGCGGCCAAUGCAUCAAUGUCUCCUUUUCUAAAAAAAACUGUUCCUCCUGCCUCUCUAAACGCGGAGAAGAUUCCUGCCGAAAAACCCAAAGAUACAGAAAUAUUAGAUAGGAAUCUAGUGACAAAAGGCUGGAAACUGAGAAGUUUAGAAGAAUCUCGAAUUUUACUCAAAGAGACGCACAAGGCUUUGGAAACAAGCCUAGAAACUGAACACAGCUACUGGUCCAAAGUUGCGCACUACAUCUCUAAAAAGGACGUAGUAUUUAAGAUGAAGGACAAAGAAACCGGAGAGAAAUCUCUUGGAUUGAAAUACGGCUAUGAAGAUUCUGGUUCAACCUACAGGCAGGAGCGAGGAAUUGCUAUCUUGAGACAUAAUGCCAAUAAAGAUAACUUGGAGGUAAUACCGUCCGAAAAACGACAGCAAAGUGCGCUGGGGAAGGACAAUAGUGAGAAGUUUAUGCGGGUGCGUAUAUUCAACAAGAUUCAAGAAGAAGAUGAUUAUGUCUUGAGUGGAGAAACUUCCCUCGAAGAUCUACUGGUUCCUAACUCAAUAACGGCAGGAGAGAACGAUAUUCGGCGUCAGAUUUCAAAGCUUCAAUUCAUUAUAUUUGAGAAGGAACUUAUGUUUCAUCUCAAAAAAGAAUCUGAGAAUUUGAUAUCCUAUGGUGUCACUAUCGAAAAUGAGAACAAGGUGACCGUUGAGUUCCCUACGGAAAAAAUGGAAUUUGAGAUGAUGAAACUGAAUGACGACCUGAUUAUGAAUCAUCAACAAGAUGCUCCGAAAACCAAUGAUAGAAAGGCUUCUUUGAUUUUGGUGAUGCUCAGACUGCUAUUAGUUGUCAUGUUCAAAAAACAGUUAAAGAAAAAGCUCUUGACAGGUCAGAAAGAUUUCAACGCUAAUUCAAAAGUUUCCAGGUUUCCUGAAAGCGAGGCGUUGCUACUGCGACCAAUUAUGGGGAAGUUUAGACAUGGCAACUACUUGAAUUUACUACAAAAAGUUAUAGAAACUUACAUUUUGGAAGAGGUUGAAGGCUCCACAGUAGUUCGAGUGGCAUUGGGGAAUUUCAGAUCAAAUGAGGACUAUGAUGAACCUACAUAUGACAAGCACAUUGUGAAGCUCGAUAGAGAAAUAAGACUUUUCGAUCAGAUCUUACAGACGCCUCGUACCGACCUACUUGUAUCAUUACCAGCCUCUGGGAAGAUCGAAUUCAGCUUACAAAGCUCAAAUUACUGCAAUGCCACGACUAGCGUGAAGUACAUUGAUGCAACGGAUUCAACGGUAUUUGACACUAAAUUCUCGAAUUUCAAAGAGUUAGAGGAUUUCUUACAUUUCAUUGUGAGUGAGUAUGUCAAAAGCAAUACGGCGCAGGUUUGA
Messenger RNA from Lachancea nothofagi CBS 11611, 1944 nucleotides. The record is from the annotation of a GenBank genome assembly. Lineage: Eukaryota; Fungi; Ascomycota; Saccharomycetes; Saccharomycetales; Saccharomycetaceae.